Messenger RNA from Acanthopagrus latus (yellowfin seabream), 3734 nucleotides. It is a transcript of the gene mief1, whose product is annotated as mitochondrial elongation factor 1. Gene Ontology annotation, cellular component: mitochondrial outer membrane. Lineage: Eukaryota; Metazoa; Chordata; Actinopteri; Spariformes; Sparidae. The coding region runs from base 457 to 1896 and encodes 479 amino acids. The record is from RefSeq and is a predicted model, not a curated record. The transcript is spliced from 6 exons. Gene Ontology annotation, biological process: mitochondrion organization; positive regulation of mitochondrial fission.
GAUAAAAUCUCUGGUCCAAUUUCACGAACGUAGGUUUGCUCAUGUUUCCUUUCUUUGUGAACUUGUGUUUUUCUGCCUCCGCAAUGUCCCCCGCGUUUUUCUACAAGCGUGUUUCGUCAGUAAGGCUGGCUGAAGGUGCCAGGGUGUCCCCCCUCUCCAUGUGUGGUCCCUAAUGGGCGGCUGGUCUCGCAGUGCCGUGCUGGAGCUGUACCGGGCGCUGCUCCGUGCAGGGCGUCACCUUCAGUACACCGACCGCAACUACUAUCGCCGCGCUGUGGCUCGCGAGUUUCGCCGCUGCCAGGCUCUGACAGUACCUGAGGAUAAGGAGGACGCGCUGAAGAGGGGCCAGUUCUUCCUCAGCAGCCGACUGGGUGGGCUUAUGUAGCGGGGGAGAGGUUCACGGAUCACCUGGAGGCGGGUUAAAGGUCAUCUGGUGGUGUAUCUCCCAGUGCCAGGAUGGCGGGCGUGAACGGAGACCGCAAAGGGAAGAAAGAUGACAAUGGGAUCGGCACAGCCAUUGACUUCAUGCUCUCCAAUGCCAAGCUUGUGCUGGGAGUGGGAGGAGCAGCCAUGCUUGGCAUCGCAACACUAGCUGUCAAAAGAAUGUAUGACCGUGCCAUCAGUGCUCCCACCAGCCCCACCAAGAUGGAGCAGGGAGGAAAGAGAAGCUGGGAGGAGCCCGCCUGGAUGGGUUCAUCCCCGCGGGUUCUAAACCAUGACAUGAAGUCUACAGUUAGCAGGUCGCUGCAGUCUCUGCCCACUUCAUCGCAUGCUUUUGAACCAGACUGCCUGCGGAGGGCUGUGGGUCGAGCUGCUGUGGGGAGCAGCGGUGCCACUCAGUCGGACCUGAUGCGGGCCCGAAUGCGUCUGUCCCUGCAGGAACAUCUGUGGGAGUUCUACCAGUGUAACGUGAACAUCCCGGCCGAGGAGCAGGCUAUGGCCAGGAGGGCAGCGCUGGACAUCUGUGCUGAGCUCAGAGUGUUCCUGCACGCCAAACUGCCGGACAUGCCGCUCAGAGAGAUGUACCUGAGUGGCAGUCUGUAUGACGACCUACAGGUGGUGACAGCAGACCACGCCCAGCUCAUGGUGCCUCUCAUCCUGGAGAAGAACUUGUGGUCAUCCAUCCCUGGCGAGGACACCAUCAUGAAUGUCCCUGGUUUCUGGCUUGUCCGCAGGGAGAAUCUGGAGUACUUCCCACGGAACAGCAGCUACUGGGACCGCUGCAUGGUUGGAGGUUACCUCUCCCCAAAAUCGGUCCUGGAAGUCUUCGACAAGCUUGUGGCUGGCUCCAUCAACUGGCCAGCCAUAGGGAGCGUCCUCGACUACAUCAUCCGUCCCGUGGUUCCCUCGGAAACGCUGACCCUGGAGGUGCAGUACGAGACAGACCGGAAGCUGUACGUGGACUUCUUACCUCUACUUGUAAUGGAGGAUGGAACUUCGCUGAUUGCCAAACCUCAUCGACUCGCUGCAGAGCGCCAUGAAAAUCUGUGGCGGCAGAGUUUCAGAGUUGCUGAGACAGCACGACUCAGGGCCCUGGACCAAGAGGACGGGGGCUGCCGGUGCGCCUGCCUGAAGGUGGCGAAGGCUGUGUGCAAGCUGAACCCCGCCCUUACCCGACUCAACGCCAGCCAGCUCACCAACACCAUCUUGUUGCUGUGCGAAAAAGAAGGUGACUGGACCCAGGAAGCGCUGGCCGACCGCUUCCUUCAGCUGCUGCGGGCGUUAGUGGGACACCUAGAGGCCGGGAGGUUGCCAUGUGCCCUCAGCCCUAAAGUUAACUUAUUCUGUGAGCUGACUGAACAUGAGGUGGACGAGCUGGGGUAUACGCUCUACUGCGCCCUUUCAGAUCCCGAGGGGCUGCUGAGAACUGCCAUGGCACAGUCGGACCAUCCCUGACGUCCUCGCUUGUCACUGCACAGCAAUGUGGCUGAAACACACCCCUCUGUUUGUGGCGAACAGCGACCUCGAGCCAUGAUGACGUCUCUGGAAAUGAAAACAGUGCAUGAAAUCAUCCUCUCCUGGUCUCUUCAUCUUAAAUGUCUCUUGAUGAACACAGUAGCAGUAAAGAUCAAUGUGAGUCUUGACAUGAAAGUUGCAUAUGUGGGAUCAUACAAAUAGUCUUUUAAUCUCCGAAAGUGGCAGCCUGUUGGAGUGCGUGUGGCUCUCACUAAAGCCACUGUAUUAAUGAAGUUAAUGUUAUUAAUGCCUAGCACACUGGAUGGAGGGAUUGGACUCUGGUUGACUCAUAUCAGAAUGGAAGUGGAACACUUGAAAUCUUCGACAGAGUUAUGUACCUCUGUAUUGAAUUUAAGCUGUCUUAACAGGUGUCAGAGUUCUUGGAGGACAGACGUGUCCAAUGCAGCUCAGUGCCGUUUACUCUGUUUUGAGUUGGGUUCAUAUCGGGUGAGAGAAUGUGAAGUUGACUGUGUGAAGCUAAUAAAUCUUUUGAUCUGCCUGAGAGACUCAAAAUUCUUGAGGUAGAGACACAUACUAAAUCCUUCUCCAUGCCCCUGUUGUUGGCACUGACAUCAAACAGUGCCAGUUCAGUUUGAAAUCCAGGUCUUUGUCUGAGAACUUCAUUAAUACAGUGGCUGUGCUCAUGAUGUAAGCUUUACAUGUUUGCAGGGAUGUGUGAAAGCAAACAUUCCGCUGUGAUUGGAAUGUCUGCCGCCUGCAUGUGUUUAUCUAGAAAUCAAACCGAUGAAUAUACACCAGAGAUGUACGUCGAUGUCCAUUUUUAAUGUUUUCUAUAUCGCGCCAAUUUUAUUUACUGUUAUAUACAGGUUAGUGGAAAUGGCUCAACAAAGCGGCAUCACCAUCUUAUCAUCCACUUAUUUUGGCGUGACCGGAAAAUGUUUCCAUGUGACUGUCCAUGUCACACAGAGCCGCUCUUUGUUUGUCCCAAGCAGGAAGUUUUGCUUUCCCCAGGCUCACAUUUGUUGCUUUUUGUACACAGGUCGGAUUUGCUUUAACUCCUUUUUUUUUUUAAUCUCUGAAGACCUCCAUCACAGGUUACUUUGCACUGUUGAAAUGUUUAGUGUUCUGUUGUAGAUUUUGCGACAAGUGUGUCUCAGUGGGACAUUCUGAAAGUGUAUUUUGUCCACUGGUUUUUGCUUUAAUUUAAACUAUGAAACUCGUUCAACAUCAACUGUUUUUUUGUUUUUUUUUUUAAUUGUCCGCUGGCGCUAGUUUGUGCUGGAUCUAGUGAGAGGACCUUUCUCAGCCACCUGCAGGAGAAGGUUUUUGUCAUUUGGUGAAUUAGCCUCAGUGUUAACCUCGGGUCUUGGCCUGAUUUCAGUUACGGCCUGUUACUUCUGUAGUCCUGUAUUUGUGUGAGCACACUCUUAAGUCCACAUUAAACCCUGAUUAACUUGUAGUUGCCCUUCUGGACCAGUCUUACUAGAGUAGGUAGCUAGACAUGGAUUAGCGGUAUACAAUUAGGCCAUGUUAUCUGUCAAUUCUGACCCUUUACAUCAAGUAGGUGUAUGGCAAUGUUAUCAUCUAACCUGAAGGCAUGAUCACUACUUCUGCCCCGUCAGGUCUUCCUAUAUAAUAGAUUUCAGGUGCUAGUCCUUUAGAUUGUGAUCUGAUUGAGAGUGAUCCACUCACAGGUCUUCUGUUAUGUAAAAACAGCUUUGAUAGCCAAGGUAUCCCAUGACAUUGCAGGUGACAGCAGGUGGCGUCACUAAUACAAUAGCUGCCAGGUGGACAUUGUGUCUCAACUCUACACGUUG